This is a messenger RNA of Pelmatolapia mariae (spotted tilapia), 1663 nucleotides long. RefSeq names its product serine hydroxymethyltransferase, mitochondrial-like. The record is from RefSeq and is a predicted model, not a curated record. Gene Ontology annotation, cellular component: mitochondrial matrix; cytoplasm; mitochondrial inner membrane. Bases 132 to 1646 code for a protein of 504 amino acids. Gene Ontology annotation, molecular function: serine binding; pyridoxal phosphate binding; cobalt ion binding. Lineage: Eukaryota; Metazoa; Chordata; Actinopteri; Cichliformes; Cichlidae. The transcript is spliced from 12 exons. Gene Ontology annotation, biological process: tetrahydrofolate interconversion; L-serine catabolic process; folic acid metabolic process.
GAUUAUUUACUGUAGUCAUUAUUAUCAGUGACACAAAGUACACGUCCGGUAUCUGGCUGCAUCCAGUACUGAUUUUACUUUCACCCUUUGCACCUGGGAAGCUUUCUGUUUUUCCCUCAGCUGUUGCAGACAUGCUCUCUCUGACAUUACGGCAAAGAUUACAGCCCCUUUUUCUCAGUGCUUCAGCAUGUUUGGGCCGACAGAGGCAGAUUACUGCAAAAUCUUGCAGAAGACACCUCAGCAGCAGCAGCAGCGAUGGGUGGAUAGGACAGGAGAGCCUGGCUCAGGAUGACCCAGAGAUGUGGAGACUCCUGCAGCAGGAGAAGGACAGGCAGUGUCGGGGACUGGAGCUCAUCGCAUCAGAGAACUUCUGCAGUCGUGCAGCUUUGGAGGCACAGGGCUCCUGUCUGAACAACAAAUACUCUGAGGGAUACCCAGGACAAAGAUACUACGGAGGUGCGGAGAUUGUCGACCAGAUUGAGCUGCUGUGUCAGAAGCGAGCGCGCUCAGUCUUUGGUCUGGAUCCCAAUCUGUGGGGCGUUAAUGUUCAGCCAUACUCUGGAUCCCCUGCUAACUUUGCAGCCUACACCUCUGUGCUGCAGCCUCACGACCGCAUCAUGGGCCUGGAUCUGCCUGACGGGGGACACCUUACCCACGGCUACAUGUCAGACAACAAAAGAGUCUCAGCCACCUCUAUUUACUUUGAAUCGAUGCCUUACAAAGUGGAUCCCCAAACAGGUCUCAUAGAUUAUGACCAGCUGGAGAAGACUGCUCGCCUUUUCAGACCCAGACUUAUCAUAGCAGGAACCAGCGCCUACGCUCGUCUCAUCGACUACUCUCGCAUGAAGAAGUUGUGUGUGGAGCUGAGUGCCUACCUGCUGGCAGAUAUGGCUCAUAUUAGUGGCCUGGUGGCUGCAAGAGCUGUUCCCUCUCCUUUUGAGCACGCUGACCUUGUGACUUCCACCACCCAUAAGUCCUUGCGUGGAGCAAGGGCUGGCCUGAUCUUCUACCGGAAAGGUGUGAGGUCCGUGGAUAAGAAAGGCAGGGAAGUCCUUUAUGACCUCCAGGACAGGGUGAACUUUGCUGUGUUUCCAUCACUUCAGGGAGGACCUCACAACCAUGCCAUUGCUGGGGUGGCUGUCGCCCUCAAACAGGCUUCCACUCCCAUGUUCAAGAGAUACAUCCAUCAAGUGCUGCUGAACACCAAAGCCAUGGCCAAUGCUUUGAUUAAGAAAGGCUACACCUUGGUGUCAGGUGGAACAGACAACCACCUGGUUUUGGUUGAUCUUCGACCUCGUGGCAUGGAUGGUGCUCGAGCUGAAAGGGUCCUAGAGCUGGUGUCAAUCACGGCCAACAAGAACACCUGUCCUGGAGAUAAGAGCGCCCUCACUCCAGGGGGACUUCGACUUGGAGCUCCAGCUCUGACCUCUCGACAGUUUAAGGAGGCAGAUUUUGAAAAAGUUGUGGACUUGAUUGAUGAAGGGAUUCAGAUUGCGCUGGACGUGAAGAAGAAGACCGGUAACCUGGCUAGCUUCAAGUCAUUUCUGCUGGAGGACCAAGAUACAGUGUCACGCAUCACAGAGCUCCGCCAGCGGGUGGAGCUAUUCGCCAGGCCCUUCCCCAUGCCGGGAUUUACUGACCAUUAGAAAAAACUCAGACAAAC